Messenger RNA from Triticum dicoccoides, 546 nucleotides. RefSeq names its product stress-associated endoplasmic reticulum protein 2-like. The record is from RefSeq and is a predicted model, not a curated record. NCBI's taxonomy places the organism in Eukaryota, Viridiplantae, Streptophyta, Magnoliopsida, Poales, Poaceae. Gene Ontology annotation, biological process: endoplasmic reticulum unfolded protein response. The coding region runs from base 167 to 370 and encodes 67 amino acids. The transcript has 3 exons. Gene Ontology annotation, cellular component: endoplasmic reticulum.
AAGGCCGACCGACCGGUGGUCUCGGACGCCCCUCGCUUUCAGACCCAGCCGUCGCCGUCUCCCAAUUCCUCCGCAGGGCCCCCCUCCACUCCUCUGACCCUCUCCCCGUCUUCAGCCGCGUCCCGGCUGUCGGCGACCCGCCGACGUUCCCGUCGUCGCCGUCGCCAUGACUACCUCAAGACGUGUUGCUGAUAGGAAAAUUGCAGUAUUUGAGAAGAAUAUCACGAAGAGGGGUUCUGUUCCCGAGACAGUCAAGAAAGCAAAUGAUUAUCCUGUUGGACCUAUCGUGCUUGGAUUUUUUGUCUUUGUUGUUGUUGGGUCAUCUCUGUUCCAGAUCAUCAGGACAGCCUCAAACGCCGGUCUCUUCUGAGUAGAUUGGUGCUAUGCUUAUAGUGACCAUGAACAGGGCUGUCAUAUGCAGUUGGUUGUCGGUUUAAAAUUAGAACUGAAUGAGAUAGCUGGUACUCUUGUGAUGCUUGUUAUACCUCUUACCAUUGUACUUGGUGGAGUUUAAGUUAUAUGGAGGUCAUGCCAUUGGACUGCUAA